UGUAUUUUAUCCUAGAGGGGAUAUGGGAGCUCUAGAUGUUUUUGCAUAAGGCGAGUAACAUUGUCAGAUUUUUGCAUUAAUAAGCUUCCUUUAGGAGCUAUGUAAAAGAUAGGCUGGAGGGCAGGAGAUCCAUUCAGCUACCAUUGUAGUCCAGGCAGGAGAUUGCUAGGUGUUGGAAUGAGGGCUGGGAUGGCGCUCUGGAAAUUUUCUCAUCUCCAAUGCAAAUCACUGACUUGUUUCUUUCCCACCAGGAAGGGUUCUGGUGUCCAGACCUGAUGUGGUCUCCACUCUGGUUUGAGGGAAAAUGCUUUAUGUCCAGCACAUACAGGGACUUGAGGAUGGAGAAUGCUAACAAUGUAGGCCCUGCCCAGGUUCUCAGUCCACGUCCAGAUGGGGAAUGCAGGACCCUGGAAGAUGGCAGCCAUGCUCCCAGCAGCCAAGUCCCAGGUGCUAGCACUGAACUCUGGGAGAACUCUGUGUUUGUAGCCCAAACCGUCGUCCCCCAGCUCCCUCUCUCAUUACAAGGGUUUCCGGUCUCCAAACCUGACCUGACCUCCCAGAUGGAUAGAGGUGAAAGGCUGUGCAUCCAGAACCUUCAGGGAGUGGAGGACAGAGAGGUCCUGAAAGGUGCUUACCCAGACUAUGGGAUUGAGACUGAAAACAAGGAGGUUAUUCCAAAGCAGGAAAUUUCUGAAGAAGAUGAAUUCAAGGGCAUAUUGUGGGCAGGACUGCAAAGGACUGUUCCCCAGGAGCCUGAACUUGAAGAAGCCUGUGACUCUAAGGACAAUUUAGACGAGCAGAAGGGAAGUGUAGUGUUGACGAGACUGAGACAGUCUCUCCCUUCCCAAGAGAGUGGUUUCAACCCCAUGUCUCUCUCCCAAGGUGGUGUCCCUAAAGAAGAGGGAGGGCAUGGAUAUGCCAAGUGUGAAAAAAGCUAUGAUCUGAGUUCAGCGCCUGUUACAAGUUGUAUAGAAACUGUAGAUAGAGAAGGAUCCCAGAGAUGUGAUUUAUAUGACAAAAGCUUUGGACAGGAUUUAGGUCCUCUAACCCCUCCGAAUGUUAAUAAUGGAAAAAAACCCUAUGAAUGUAGUGAAUGUGACAAGUCCUUUAGCAGGCGUUCAUACUUUAUUGAACAUCAAAGGAUUCAUAGUGGUGAGAAGCCAUAUGAUUGUAGUGAAUGUGGCAAAGCCUUCAGGUGGUAUUCAGAUGUUGUCUCACAUCAGAGAAUUCAUCGUGGAGAGAAACCUUACCAAUGUAAUGAUUGUGGCAAAGCCUUCAGGAAGAGCUCAGAUCUUAUCCAACAUCAGAGGAUUCAUAGUGGGGAGAAGCCCUAUGAAUGUAGUCAUUGUGGCAAAGUCUUUGGUCGAAGCUCCAGCCUUAUUCGACAUCAAAGAAUUCAUAGUGGAGAGAAACCCUAUGAAUGUAAUGCUUGUGGGAAGGCCUUCAGAGAUAUCUCUACUUUUAUUAACCAUCAGAAAAUUCAUAGUGGAGAGAAACCCUAUGAAUGUGAUGAAUGUGGCAAAGCCUUUAGUCGUAGCUCAAGCCUUAUUGAACAUCAGAGAAUUCAUAGUGGAGAGAAGCCCUAUGAAUGUAAUGAAUGUGGCAAAGCCUUCAGGUGGUGCUCAGACCUGGUUCCACAUCUCAGAAUUCAUAGUGGGGAGAAACCAUUUGAAUGUAAUGAAUGUAAGAAAUCCUUUAGGAAGAGCUCAGAUCUUAUUUUGCAUCAGAGGAUUCAUAGUGGAGAGAAGCCCUAUGAAUGUAACCAGUGUGGGAAAGCCUUCAGGAAGAGAUCUGAUCUAAUUCAGCAUCAUAGAAUUCAUAGUGGAGAGAAGCCUUUUAAAUGUAAUGAAUGUGAGAAAGCUUUUAGGACACGGUCAGACCUUGUUCAGCAUCUGAGAAUUCAUAGUGAUGAGAAACCUUAUGAAUGUAAUGAAUGUGGGAAAGCCUUCAGGCAGAACUCAGAUCUUAUUCAACACCAGAGAAUUCAUAGUGGAGAAAAGCCCUAUGAGUGCGACAAAUGUGAGAAAGUCUUCUGUCGAAAUUCAAGCCUCAUUCGACAUCAGAGGACUCACAACAGAGAUUAAUUUUCAGAGUGUUAUUAUCCCCUGUCCAUGCUAGGGACUUGGAGGACAGGGCUUCAGUAUGCAUAACUUCCUUUUUGUAGCAGAUGAUAAAGGUUGUUUGCAUGACUGAUUGAUCAAUAUUAUAGAGUGAGGGAACAAGACCAUCAAAAAUUAAUGUUUACUGUGAGUUAUCUGUGGCUUUAUUAGCUUUCAGAAUGGCCUUUUAGGUCAGGGACCGAAAUGGAAGUGGGUGCAUGGGCACCCCAAAGAAUUUCCUACACUCAUCACUUGUGCUGUCUGCUGCAUCCAAAGGGUAAAGAGUAGGGGGAGGACAGGCUGUGGCCUGUCCCUUAAUCUUUUUCAGCACCUCUCUUCCAUAAUGAUGUUUUUUACAAUUUGACACAUUUACAGUAUUGUCCUCAGCCACCUAUUUAGAGCACGUGAAUCUGUUUUUGUUGGAGUAUAAGGAGCACUGGUCCGCCAGCCAUAUAUAGGCAGGAGCCUGUUGAGUUCAGAGUCUAACCUCAAGGACAAUUUCUUGCUCCCCAGAUAAGGAGAACUAACUUUCAUAGAUUUCCCCCAAUCCUUGAGGGAAAUUAGAGCAUUCUUUGGAACAAAACACACAACCUUUUGAUGGAAAUAACUCUAUAGUUAACAAACUGAGCCCUCUUCCCCACAUCCAGAACUCUGUUCUAGGCAUCCAGCCCAGCUUGAAUUUUUGCUUUACUCUAAUUUGGCUUCUGUCUUGAUUAAGUUUCUACUUAAACGUUAAAUUUUGCAUAGGACAGUGCAUAUCUAUAGAGAAGAAGGUGGUGGUGACGGGGACAUACAAUCUAGGUUCAUUUGGGUUAGGGAAUUCUCACUGGGGAGAAGGAAGUAGAGCAGCUGGGGCUAAGGAUGAGGGUAGGGAGGAUGACAAGAGCACAGUAGUGGGUGGGCCUGCAAUGGGAAGCUCCUCUCAUUUAGGCCUAACUGGUGCCACCUCUGUGGAGCCCUCCCUUAGUGAGCUUUGGUUGCACUUUUCCUUUGCACUUGUUUCGCUCCGGUUCAUAUGAUUUUUGUGGUAUUUGUGUCAUUAAUAAUGUAAACUCCUUGAGAGCAGGGUCUGGAUCAGGUAUCUUUGUAUUCCUGGUGCCAAGCACAGGGCCUCGCACAUAGUAGGUGCUUAGUGUUGGUUGAUUUAUUAAUAAAGGCAAGACUACUGAUAAGUGUGGGAUAUUAUCGUGGAAUUUUAAAGCUGGAAGGGACCUUAGGGAUUGCUCAAUCACUUUAUUUUACAGAGGUCAAAACGAAGUGCAAGUGUCCAAGUCCCAGGCUCCUGACUGAGCAGUGCCCAUUAAUGAAAAGAACAGCUGGUCCUGGAGUCAGGAAAAAUUGGAAAAAUCCUGCCACUGCCACCUACUAGUUUGACUAUGGACAAGUCACUUCAUCUCGGAGUCUCAGUUUCCUUAUUUGCAACAUUCUGAUAAUACCUAUGGCACUCAUUGGGUUUUCUUAAGGAUCAAACUUUGAAAAGAGCUGUUUUCACUGGGACUCAGGUUGCCUGAGACUCCUGUUCAGAAAUUGUCUUAACCUGAGGCCUUGAGCAAAUCACAUUCGCACCCCCUUAGUUUUGCCCUGUGUGAAAUGAAGGAUUUGGAGUUGAUGUCAAAUUUAGUUUUAAGCACUAAAAGGUUAAUUAGAGGGAAUCCGAUGCCCCAUGUGGAACCUGGCAUGCCCAAGUAUGUAAGAAAAGGCCACAUGAUGGGGGAAGGGCAAGUACAACCAGCUGGAUCUGGAAAGGGGUGUAGCAGAAUGAACCUUUGGCAGAGAGUCAUGAUACCUGUGUUCAAGUGUGGCCUAAACCACUUAUUAGCUUGUGUGAAAAUAUAUUUGCUUCUCUGAGCCUCAGUUUCCUCAUCUGGGGAUAACACUUUUACUACCCACCUCACAGGGUUGUUGUGAGGAAAAUGUUUUGUAAGUGGUGAAGUACCAUAUAAAUGUGAGUUGUUACU
Messenger RNA from Trichosurus vulpecula (common brushtail), 4057 nucleotides. RefSeq names its product zinc finger protein 883-like. The transcript is spliced from 4 exons. The coding region runs from base 219 to 2084 and encodes 621 amino acids. The record is from RefSeq and is a predicted model, not a curated record. Lineage: Eukaryota; Metazoa; Chordata; Mammalia; Diprotodontia; Phalangeridae.